Messenger RNA from Amaranthus tricolor (Joseph's coat), 3645 nucleotides. RefSeq names its product serine/threonine-protein phosphatase BSL1. The transcript is spliced from 21 exons. The record is from RefSeq and is a predicted model, not a curated record. Gene Ontology annotation, molecular function: phosphoprotein phosphatase activity; protein binding. The coding region runs from base 198 to 2867 and encodes 889 amino acids. Gene Ontology annotation, biological process: brassinosteroid mediated signaling pathway. NCBI's taxonomy places the organism in Eukaryota, Viridiplantae, Streptophyta, Magnoliopsida, Caryophyllales, Amaranthaceae.
AUAUUUAAAAAAAUUCGCGAAAAAAAAAAUCAUCAGGAAAAAACGAGCCCCGGAAAUUCUGAUCUGUGUACUCACUCACUCCAAAAUCCUCAUCCUUCCUCUGUAGUAAUCUUUAAUCUACAUCGCCCGCCAUGAUCAAGUGAUUCAAUUCUCUUUCUCUCUCCUAGGGUUUUUCUCUAUUUGAUAUCUAUUCAUUAAUGGCGUCUAAGCCGUGGUUACAGCCUGCUCCAACGUACUCCCCAUUGGAUUCAUUUUGGGAUUCCGAUGAUGAUGCGCCUGGUUCUCGUUGUGGUCAUACUCUUACCGCUGUUGCUGCUUCCAAAUCUCAAGGCCCUCGUCUUAUUCUUUUUGGUGGUGCCACUGCCAUUGAAGGCGGCGCAUCUUCCUCUGCCCCUGGCAUCAGGUUAGCUGGGGUUACUAAUUCUGUUCAUUCUUAUGAUGUUCUUACUAAGAAGUGGACCAGAAUUAGACCUGCAGGCGACCCGCCUUCACCUAGGGCAGCUCACGCUGCAGCUGCCGUUGGAACUAUGGUUGUGUUUCAGGGUGGCAUAGGACCUGCUGGGCAUUCUACUGAUGAUCUGUAUGUGCUUGAUUUGACCAAUGAUAAGUACAAAUGGCACAGAGUAGUUGUCCAAGGUCAAGGACCUGGGCCUAGAUAUGGACAUGUAAUGGAUCUGGUUGCACAAAGAUUCCUUGUCACUGUCAGUGGCAAUGAUGGGAAAAGAGUUCUUUCAGACGCUUGGGUUUUGGAUACUGCUCAAAAACCAUAUGUUUGGCAAAGGCUUAAUCCUGAAGGUGAUAGACCUUCUGCUAGAAUGUAUGCUACAGCAAGUGCUCGAUCAGAUGGCAUGUUUUUGCUAUGUGGUGGAAGGGACUCAACUGGUGCGCCCCUUGCUGAUGCAUAUGGGCUGCUUAUGCAUAGAAAUGGUCAAUGGGAGUGGACUCUUGCACCUGGUGUUUCUCCUUCUCCAAGGUACCAACAUGCUGCGGUCUUCGUAGGGGCUAGAUUGCAUGUUACAGGGGGUGCUCUUAGGGGAGGACGCGCAAUUGAAGGUGAAGCAGCUAUUGCAGUUUUGGACACUGCUGCUGGAGUAUGGUUGGAUAGGAAUGGGAUGGUAACUUCGUUGAAGGUUAACAAGGGACAAACAGAAUAUGAUCCUUCUAUGGAGCUAAUGCGCCGCUGUCGCCAUGCGGCAGCUUCUGUUGGUGUUCGUAUAUAUAUUUAUGGUGGUCUUAGAGGAGAUGUUCUGCUAGACGACUUCUUAGUUGCAGAGAAUGCAGUGUCACAAUCUGAAGUUAGCUCCUCUUCACCGACACCUGAGAGAGCCUCAAGCCUGACUGGACCUCGAAUGAAUCAACCUAGUUUGAGUAUGUCAACUCCCAUACCAAUACCGGAUGGAAGACAUGAACAAAGUGUUUCAGGUUCUGGUGGUGUCAGCUUUGGUAAAAAAGCAGUGGAUAAACUUGUGGAGGCAUCUACUGCUGAAGUUGAAGCAGUCAGAACUGUCUGGCAAGCUGCUCAAGCUGCAUCUACAUCUCCCCCAGAAGAGACACCUUUGUCACAAGGCAGCACACCCACUGCAGAUACUCCUUCAGAUGGUAGUGAUACUGAUGUUGAUGUUCGUCUUCAUCCCAGAGCAGUUGUAGUUGCUAAAGAAGCUGUAGGGAACUUAGGAGGUAUGGUGAGGCAGCUAUCGCUAGAUCAAUUUGAAAAUGAGAGCAGGCGCAUGAUACCUGUCAGUAGUGACCAAACGUCUCUUGGAAAAAAGUUCGCGAGGCAAAAGUCUCCUCAGGGUUUGCAUAAGAAAGUCAUAUCUACUUUGCUCAGGCCACGAAAUUGGAAACCUCCAGUUAAUAGGAAAUUUUUCUUAGAUUCUUACGAAGUGGGUGAAAUUUGUCAUGCUGCCGAACAGAUCUUUAUGCAAGAGCCAACUGUUCUUCAGCUGAAAGCUCCAAUCAAAGUGUUUGGUGACCUCCAUGGACAAUUUGGUGAUUUAAUGCGGUUGUUUGAUGAAUAUGGAUUUCCUUCGACUGCUGGUGACAUUACGUAUAUUGACUAUUUGUUCUUGGGUGAUUAUGUUGAUCGAGGGCAGCAUAGCUUAGAGACAAUUACAUUACUUCUUGCUUUGAAGAUUGAAUAUCCUGAAAAUGUUCAUUUGAUACGAGGGAAUCAUGAAGCUGCUGACAUUAAUGCACUCUUUGGAUUUCGCCUUGAAUGCAUUGAAAGAAUGGGAGAGAAUGAUGGGAUCUGGGCAUGGACACGGUUCAAUCAGCUCUUCAAUUGUCUUCCACUAGCUGCUCUUAUUGAGAAAAAAAUUAUUUGUAUGCAUGGUGGCAUUGGAAGGUCUAUACAAGCUGUGGAACAAAUAGAGAAACUUGAGAGGCCCAUAACAAUGGAUGCCGGAUCUAUAGUUCUAAUGGAUUUGCUGUGGUCUGAUCCCACUGAAAAUGAUAGCAUAGAGGGACUGAGGCCAAAUGCUAGAGGCCCUGGUCUAGUUACAUUCGGGCCUGACCGGGUCACGGAGUUUUGUAAAAGAAAUAAACUGCAACUCAUUAUAAGAGCCCAUGAGUGCGUGAUGGAUGGUUUUGAACGAUUUGCUCAAGGCCAGUUGAUUACACUCUUCUCCGCUACUAACUAUUGUGGGACUGCGAACAAUGCUGGAGCAAUAUUAGUUAUCGGUCGUGGUUUGGUUGUAGUCCCGAAGUUGAUUCACCCCUUGCCACCCCCUAUGCAAUCACCUGAGACUUCUCCAGAACGUUCUGUAGAUGACACUUGGAUGCAGGAACUCAACAUCCAAAGGCCACCAACUCCUACUCGAGGUCGGCCUCAGCCCGAUCAUGAUCGUUAUUCACUUGCAUAUAUCUGAAGUUGGUUGUACAUUAGGCCGUUUCAUCAGCAAAAUGUGUGUGUGCCUCAUUGUGCACUUAGUUCUCGAUGUCCAAUAAAUCUACAUAUGUUUUACGAUGCUUAGUUAUACACAUUACAGUUGUGUGCAAUAAGUCUCGAUUCGAAUUAAGGUGUUUAGAUAGAGCAAAUUUCGUCCUUUGUAAAUGUAGUUUGGGCAUUGUAGAAGAGUCGGUUCCAUUUUUGUAUGGCGUAUAACCUUUGUUUUUAUAGUACCAUAGUGUAGAGCCAGGCAGUCAGGAGAUGCAUAAGAAAAGCUUUUUAUUUGAGUGUUUUAUUUAUUUUUUAAAUUUAUUGUAAUAUGAAAUUAUAUAUACAUGUAAUUAUUUUUUUUCCCUUUCCUUUAAAGGAAAAUAAGAGCAUUAUACAUUGUACACCAUUCGUUGAAUAGUUGAAUCAAUUGAAUCUGCAAGAAACUUCGCACAUGAUUGAUGCAAUUACGAGCGACCGACUAUUUGAAUCAAAUCAUAUUUAUGCAUAUUUGUAGGAUCAUACGAAUCGUAUUAAUUUUACUGAUUUUGAUCCUACUUCUCAACGAUGCUAAGUAGAAUUCGAUCCUAACAACCUUGAGCACAAAAGUUGCAUUGUUUUGCUUUGCAAGUUAUUCAUUGUCUCCGCCCUGAACCAUGAUGAAAUUCGUUUUGCUUCAACUUAACUUUUUUAAGGAUUGUGGCUUUUGCCAUUGUAAUCUUUAGAAUGUUCUCUUUGAUUGUGCCCUAACUAUAUGAUGUUAUAUUUAU